Molecule: messenger RNA, 2568 nt
Organism: Corapipo altera (White-ruffed manakin)
Lineage: Eukaryota; Metazoa; Chordata; Aves; Passeriformes; Pipridae
Product: rootletin-like
Exons: 16
Biological process (GO): centrosome cycle
Source: RefSeq, a predicted model, not a curated record
AUGAUCCCGGUGUUCCCGGCACAGGCUCUGCAGGCCCAGGGCACGGCGGGCGAGGCGCUGGCACGGGCACGGGCGGAGCAGGAGCAGCUGCGGGCGGAGCAGGAGCGGCUGAGCCGGAGCCACGCGGAGCUGGCCCAGGACAGCGCCGGGCUGGCCGUGCAGCUCGCCAUGGCACAGCGGCACGGGCAGGAGUGCCACAGGGAGGCACAGGGGCUCAGGUCGGAGAAGGAGGGGCUGGAGAGCAGCAUGUUCCAGCUACAGGCACAACUGGCCCAACUCCAGGCCCAGAACCAGCAGCUGGAGAGCGAGGGCCGGACGCUGCUCCAGGCCAAGGAGGCGCUGGAGGCCGAGCUGGGGGUGUCGCGGCAGGAGCGGGCACAGGAGCUGCGGUGCCGGCGCCGGGCGGUGGCGGCGGCCGAGGCGGCCGCGGUGACGGUGACCCUGCGGAGCGCCCGCGACGCCCACCGGGACCAGCUGGAGCAGCUCCAGCGCCACAAGGAGGAGCUGGAGGCCGAGCGGGGCCGGCUGAUGCAGGAGCAGGACGAGCUGGUGGCCGAGCUGGCGGCGCUGCGGCAGCAGCACCAGAGCGAGAAGCAGCAGGCCCUGGCCCUGCAGGAGGAGGAGAGGGCGGCCCUGGCAGAGACGCUGGCGGGGCUCCAGCGGAGCCUGGACGAGGCCACGGCUGAGCUGGAGCAGCAGCGGAGAGAGGUCACCACUCACCAGGAGAAGGAGCAGUCCCUGUGCUCGGAGCUGCUCUCGCUGCGGGCGCGGGCGGAGGCAGCGGCUCAGACCCACGAGCGGGAGGCGCGGGCGCUCCGGGACCAGGCGGCGGCGGCGGCCAAGCAGCGGGACAGCGCCCUGCGGGAGGCGGAGGAGGCGCGGGCGCAGCUGCGCUCGGCGGCGGAGGCGCGGGCAGCCGGGCGGCGGGAGCUGCUGGAAGCGCAGCGGGACGCCCGGGAGAGCCGGGAAGGGCGGGAUGCGGAGCGGAGGCAGGCGCAGGAGGCGCGCAGGGCCCUGGGAGACGAGGCCAGGGAGAAGGAGACCCUGCGCCGCUCCAACGAGGAGCUACGGGCGGCCCUGCGGAGGGCAGAGGGGGAGCGCAUCAGCCUGAAGCGUUCCGGGGAGGACAAGGAGCAGCGGCUGGCGCUGCUGGAGGCGGGGCGGGCGGCGGCCGAGCGGGAGGUGACGGAGCUGCGGGCGGCGCUGCGGGACCUGGAGCGCGGCCGCCUGGACGCCCGCCGGGAGCUGCAGGAGCUGCGCCGGCAGGUGAAGGACCUGGACAGCGAGAACAGCCGGCGGAGCAGGGAGGUGGGAGAGCUGCAGGCGCGCGUGGCGCUGGAGGAGCAGCGGGAGGAGCGGAGCCGCCGCGAAGCCUUCGGCCUCAGGAGGAAGGUGGCGGAGAGCGAGGCCGACACGGAGGCUGCCAGGAAGGAGCUCCAGCAGCUCCAGCAGCGCCUGGCGGAGGCGGAGGCGGAAUUCCGGCAGCGGGAGAAGGAGCUGGCGCGGAGCCUGGAGGAGGCUCGCGGCAACGAGAAGAAGCUGCUGGCGGACUCCCGGAACCUGCAGCUGAAGGUGGAGGCGGCGCGGGGCGAAGUGUCCGAGCUGAGCCUGCGGCUGAGCGCGGCCCAGGGCCGGGCCCAGGGGCUGGAGGCGGAGCUGGCCCGGGGCGAGGAGCUGCGCCGGGCGGCCGAGUCCCGGCUGGGCGGGCUCCAGGCGGCCCUGCGGAGAACCGUGGGCAUGGCCCGAGCCCGGCCCGGCCCCCCGGCCCCCGGCGGGGCCCCAGAGGGGUCAGGAAGCCCCGGCUCCUCCCCGGAGCCCGACCCCGCAUCCGAUCCCGAGGCGGCGCGGGCGGCCCUGCGGGAAUUCCUGCGGGAGCUGCAGGAGGCGCAGCGAGAGCGGGAGGAGCUGCGCGUGCAGGUCGGGAGCCUGGGCCGGCGCCUGGCGGAGGCGGAGCAGGAUCGGGAUAACGCCAAUUCCCGGGCACAGCAGCUCCAGAAGCUCAUGGAAGAGAGCGAGGAAGGGCGCCGGGGGGACUUGAGCAGCUCCCAGGCCACACUCCUGCUCCAGGAGGAGACCCUGCGCCAAUCCCAGCGGGAACGCCGCGAGCUCCGGGACAAGGUGGCGGCGCUGGAGCGGAGCCUCCGCAAUUCCGAGCGGGAAUGCCGGGCAGCACAGGAGCGGCUGAGCGCGGCGCGGGCCGGGGGGGCCGAGCUCCUGGAUGCCAAGCGGCGCCUGGAAGCGCUGGAGAGCCGGAGCUGCCGCCUGGAGCUGCAGCGGCGGGUGCUGGAGGGGGAGCUGGGCCGGGCCCGGCGGGCACUGGGAGAGCGGGAAGCGGAGGCCAAGGAGGCCAAGGAACGGGCGGAGCUGCUCCAGAAACAGCUGGCCCAGAGUGAGCAGCGUUCCAGCACAUUCCAGCUGCUCAGUGCCCCGCUGGAGAGCGAUUCCAAGGAUUCUCCGAGCGCUCCCUCCAUGUCCGAUGGUUCCCUGCUCCAGGAGCGGCUCCAGCAGCUCCAGAGCGCCCUGACCGCCGGAGAGCUGGACCGGAGGGGGCUCCAGGAGGGGCUGGGG